This is a messenger RNA of Kogia breviceps (pygmy sperm whale), 714 nucleotides long. RefSeq names its product parvalbumin (gene PVALB). Gene Ontology annotation, cellular component: cytoplasm. Lineage: Eukaryota; Metazoa; Chordata; Mammalia; Artiodactyla; Physeteridae. The record is from RefSeq and is a predicted model, not a curated record. Gene Ontology annotation, molecular function: calcium ion binding.
GCGCAGCUCGGCGGCGCGGCUGGACUGAGCUGCUCUGGCUGCGCGCGGAGCCCCGCGCCCCCUGGCUCUGCGCCAGGCCGGCGGGCGUGCGCCCGGCGCGCGGCACUGCAGCGCAGGUCAUAUGAGCAGAAACGAUGAGAAAAGCACUUUUUAAUCUUUUCGCACUUGCUCUGCCGGCUCAAACAGUUGCAGGAUGUCGAUGACAGACUUUCUCAGCGCUGAGGACAUCACGAAGGCAGUGGGGGCCUUUACCGCUGUCGACUCCUUCGACCACAAAAAGUUCUUCCAAAUGGUUGGACUGAAGAAAAAGAGCCCGGAUGACGUGAAGAAGGUAUUCCACAUCUUGGAUAAAGACGAGAGCGGCUUCAUCGAGGAGGAGGAGCUCGGAUCCAUUCUGAAAGCCUUCUCCCCAGAUGCCAGAGACCUAUCUGCUAAGGAAAUCAAGACACUGCUGGCUGCUGGAGACAAGGACGGGGAUGACAGGAUUGGGGUCGAUGAAUUCUCUGCUCUGGUGGCUGAAAGCUAAGAGGCUCUGACUGCCCAGGUCUUGUCCUUCUCUGCCCCAAACACCCGAUCUCAGCCCCACUUGCUGCCCUCCUGCCUUUCUGUUCAGUUUGUUUAUGUUAUUUUUACUACCCCCGUCCCUUGUGGCCCUUGAAGGACACCAUUCUUCUGGAAAAUGAUGGAGAAACAAUAAAGGCUGUACCACUCAGA